AAUCUGUAAACUACAACCCCCAAGAGGCCUCUCGGGCUGAGGAAGAACUACAAUUUCCAGGGUGCCCAGCAGCGGAGGCCUGCGAGGAUCAUUCCUCUUGGAGACUACAACUCCCAGCAUGCCCUAAGGAAGGCGUCCCCGAUUACGGGAAGCGUUAGACUGAAUCUAAGCCGGGGAAGACUCUAGGGAUCCGGGAGAGAGACCGGGAACGGGGAUUCGGAGCUGUAGUCAUGCUUCGCCCCAAGGCCCUGACCCAGGUGCUAAGUCAAGCAAACACCGGAGGAGUCCAGAGCACGCUGUUGCUGAAUAAUGAGGGCUCACUGCUGGCCUACUCUGGUUAUGGGGACACCGAUGCUAGAGUCACUGCUGCCAUUGCUAGCAACAUCUGGGCUGCCUAUGACCGAAAUGGGAACCAGGCCUUUAAUGAGGACAAUCUCAAAUUCAUCUUAAUGGACUGCAUGGAGGGCCGGGUGGCGAUCACCCGGGUAGCAAACCUGUUGCUGUGUAUGUACGCCAAAGAGACUGUGGGCUUUGGAAUGCUGAAGGCCAAGGUGAUCCCUUAUCCCAUCUCCUUUUUAAGAAAUUUCUCCUUGCCAUGCCAUGGGGUUACCUUUUCUCCUCUGGACCCCCAUCCUCACCCCUUCAUGCCCUCAUCUAGAUAUUUCUGAGCUCUCUUCCUUGUUCCCAAUCUUUCUCUAGAAAAGGUACAAAUGAGGAACUCAGACAUCUCAUCCCUAUUUCCUGGGGAAAAGAGUAUAUGGGGCCUAAAGGCUUAUGAUGAUGGGGAGGGAGGGAAUGGAAUUGGGAGCCUGGGUGUCCCAGUCCUUGGCUGAGUCAGGUGUUGUUUUCAUGGCUAAAUUCACCUAACCCUUUUACAGGCCCAGGCCCUGGUCCAGUACCUGGAGGAUCCCCUCACUCAAGUGGCAGCAUCAUAGCAGUUGGGGAUAAUGGGCUGGAGGGUAGGGGUGGGAGUGGAGGGCUAACCUUCUGGAGGGGGCAGGGCCCCCAGGAAACCUUUCCUGAGGUCUGAAGGGAAAGUUUUCCCAAAAUAUCAUUGAAUAAAACGAUUUAACACCUG
Messenger RNA from Monodelphis domestica (gray short-tailed opossum), 1078 nucleotides. The record is from RefSeq and is a predicted model, not a curated record. NCBI's taxonomy places the organism in Eukaryota, Metazoa, Chordata, Mammalia, Didelphimorphia, Didelphidae.